Messenger RNA from Sardina pilchardus (European sardine), 2821 nucleotides. RefSeq names its product janus kinase and microtubule interacting protein 2 (gene jakmip2). Lineage: Eukaryota; Metazoa; Chordata; Actinopteri; Clupeiformes; Clupeidae. Gene Ontology annotation, molecular function: microtubule binding; kinase binding. The transcript is spliced from 22 exons. The record is from RefSeq and is a predicted model, not a curated record. The coding region runs from base 212 to 2677 and encodes 821 amino acids.
UGGUUGCUGAUGCUGCGAGGAAGAGGAAAAAUGUAGGACCAUGGUGAAUGAUUUGGGACUGGAAGACUUUGAUUCGCGCUGGAAAUUAAUUACACGGUCUACUGUCCCCUAGGAAUAUGAAGAAGAGGAAGAAUUGGAAACUUAAUUCUUUGAAGCAGUGGAAGUGGAUUAAAUGAACGUGUCUGGGGAGGAAUUGUAGCAACUCAUUGUUAUGGCGAAGAAGGCCCGUACUAAGGGCGAAAAGCCCGAAGCACUAAUCUCUGCCCUACAGGCAGCCAACGAAGACCUCAGGUCGAAACUGACGGACAUUCAAAUCGAACUGCAUCAGGAAAAAUGCAAGGUGACUAAGCUGGAGCGCGAGAAGGUGCAGGAGGCCAAGCGCAUCCGCGAGCAGGAGCAGCACCGGCACACGGUGGCGCUGACGGAGCAGCGGGCCAAGUGGCACGAGGAGAAGAUGAAGGAGCAGCAGGCGCUGCGCGAGAGCCUGGUGCGGCAGCACGAGCAGGAGCUGCUGCGCCACGCCAAGAUCAAGGACGGCGAGAUCGGGCGGCUCAAGGCGGCCGUGAGCGCGCUGCGCGACGGCAGCGGCGAGAAGGUGCGCACCGCCCUCACGCUGGAGGCCAAGGAGGAGGCGCGGCGCUUCUUCGACCACGAGCGCGUGCGGCUGCUGCAGGAGAUCGCCGAGCUCAAGUCCACCAAGAAGCAGACGGACGAGGCGCUCAGCACCAUCAUCCAGGCGGACAAGAUGAAGGCGGGGGACCUGCGCUCGGAGCACCAGAUGCACCAGGAGCAGAUCACCAAGAUCAAGUGGGACUGCGAGAAAGACAUACGCAGGCUGGUGGAUGAGAUCAAAUCAAAGGACCGCACCGUCUUUGCCCUGGAAAAGGAACUGGAGACAGCCACCGGCUUCCUGCAGAAGCUGCAGCUCCAGAAGGACGCACUGGACGAGCAGCUCUUCCUGGUGAAGGAGGCCGAGUGCAACCUGGGCAGCCCCAAGAGGGAAAUCCCCGGGCGGGCCGGCGACGGAGCCGAGUACUGCGGGAGCCCCGACAUGAGAAGGAAUCAAAGGCGUGUGGCUGAGCUGAACUCGACAAUCCGGAAACUGGAGGAUCGCAACACACUGCUGGGCGAGGAGAGAAAUGAGCUGUUGAAACGUUUGCGGGAGUCAGAGAAGCAGUGCAAACCCAUGUUGGAGAAGAACAAGCUGUUGAAUAAAAGGAACGAUGAGCUGACUCAGUCUUUACAGCGCGUGGAGGAGAAACUGAAGGGCGUGACCAAGGAGAACAUGGAGAUGAAAGAGAAAAUUAGUUCUCAUCCUCCACUGAAGAAGCUGAAGUCCUUAAAUGACCUUGACCAGGCUCACGAUGACCAGGAGAUUGAGUUCCUUAAGCUUCAGGUUCUAGAACAACAGACUAUGAUAGACGAACUGACAAGAGACAGAGAGAAAUUGCUGAGGAAAAAGAGACAUAAACGAAGUUCCAGACCCAUCAAGAGGCACAUUGUUGUGGACACCUUCUUUGGGUACGAUGAGGAGUCAAUGGAUUCAGAGACCUCGUCAGUAGCUUCCUUGAGAAUGGAUAGGACUCCUGCUACACCAGACGAGGAUUUGGACGAGGGUCUGGCUGCCGAGGAGGCAGAGUUGCGCUUCCGUCAGCUGACGCGGGAGUACCAGGCUCUUCAGCGUGCAUACGCUCUCCUGCAGGAGCAGAAGGGGGGCAUGCUGGACGCAGAGAUGGAGGCCAAGGCCCAGGAGCAGCUUCAGGCAGAUGUGCAGCGCUACCAGGCCAAGAUCGAGGACCUUCAGAAGGAGCUCACACUCAAAGGACAGGACUCAAAAUGGGUUGAAGAGAAACAGCUCUUUCUGCGACGGAACCAAGAACUCUUGGAAAAGGUGGAAAAGCAAGACAGUGAGACUGGACGACUUCUUCAGGAACUGCAAGACUCCAAGGACCAGAAUGAGCUCCUGGAGUUCCGUAACCUGGAGCUAGAGGAGCGAGAGAGGAGGUCUCCUCCGUUUAACCUCCGGAUCCACCCAUUCUCUGAAGGAGUCAGUGCUCUCCAGAUCUACUGUAUGAAAGAGGGGGUGAAGGAUGUGUGUAUACCUGAUCUCAUUAAACUUCUAGACAUACUGGGAGACAAUGGGAACUUACGAAAUGAAGAGCAAGUAGCCAUUAUUCAAGCAAGCACGGUGCUUUCUCUUGCUGAAAAGUGGAUACAGCAGAUCGAGGGAACGGAGGCAGCACUACACCAGAAAAUGAUGGACCUGGAGCUCGAGAUGGAAAUGUUCUGCAAGCAGAAAGGUUACCUCGAAGAGGAGCUGGAUUACAGAAAGCAGGCUUUGGACCAAGCUUACAUGCAAAUCCAGGAGCUGGAGGCCACCCUGUACAACGCCCUGCAGCAGGACAAGGUGAUCAAGUAUGGCGAGCCGCUGACGGACACGCAGAAGGACGAGCUGCGCACCGCCGUGGAGAAGCUCCGCAGACAGAUGCUGCGCAAGAGCCGCGAGUACGACUGCCAAGUGCUGCAGGAGCGCAUGGAGCUGCUGCAUCAGGCACAUCAGAGGAUACGUGAUCUGGAGGAUAAAACCGACAUCCAGAGGAGACAGAUCAAAGACCUUGAGGAAAAGUUUUUAUUUUUGUUUUUAUUCUUUUCUCUUGCCUUUAUCCUUUGGCCUUGAUGUCUGCUCAGUCAAACAGGCAUCCCGUAGAUCAUGUUUGCAGCAGCAGCGGCAGCAUCUCCCCGGUGAAGACCCAGGCCUUACUCAUGGCUCUUAAUGUUGUGUGUGGACGGAGGUGGCGUAUGUUCAAAUGGACUCAGUCUG